CCCAAACCCUGUUUAUGCCAAGCCAACCUUACUUUGUUCGGCACGUCACAGCCCCACAACAAGUCUUGCUUUCUCAAUCACACAUACCCCUUCACAAUCACACACACAAUGUCCAUCCACGACAGGUUCAAGGACGACCGUAAGGGCGGCUCGGUCGGCGGCUUCUUCAAGGCCCUCGCAAGCGGCACCACCGCCUCAGGGCUGGGCAGGCGGGUGUACGACGCCGCCGAGUCGGGCAGUGGGACGGAGCACCGCCAGACGCAGCAGGCGUGGCAGGCUGCUCAGGCGCAGCAGGGGCCUGGUGGGACCGGCCCCAAGCCCGCCCCGCCGCAGCUCCCGACCAUCAACAACGCGUCCGACGUCGAGCGCGCCCUCUCGCCCAACACGCAGCAGUACGACCCCAACUACGCGAGCGCGGUGCUGCAGGCUUUUGUGCGCCAGCUGCUCGAGACGGGCACGGACGAGAAGAGCGUCGAGGGGGAGCUGGACGAGCUGGAGCGGAGGCUCCCAGACUAUUCCAACGCAGGCGUCUUCCGCCAUGUGCGGGAUACGUACCGCCUCGGCUCGGGCCUGCCGCCCGCGUUCAGCCAGCACUGAGAAGGAAGCAACGACGGACAGACGGACAUACACGACAGCCAGCUUGACUUGACUUGAUGCAGCG
This is a messenger RNA of Vanrija pseudolonga, 661 nucleotides long. RefSeq lists its product as uncharacterized. Bases 109 to 597 code for a protein of 162 amino acids. The record is from RefSeq and is a predicted model, not a curated record. The transcript is spliced from 3 exons. NCBI's taxonomy places the organism in Eukaryota, Fungi, Basidiomycota, Tremellomycetes, Trichosporonales, Trichosporonaceae.